This is a messenger RNA of Penicillium argentinense, 1653 nucleotides long. Its product is annotated as flavin-containing monooxygenase. NCBI's taxonomy places the organism in Eukaryota, Fungi, Ascomycota, Eurotiomycetes, Eurotiales, Aspergillaceae. The record is from RefSeq and is a predicted model, not a curated record. The transcript has 4 exons. The coding region runs from base 1 to 1653 and encodes 550 amino acids. Gene Ontology annotation, molecular function: N,N-dimethylaniline monooxygenase activity; NADP binding; flavin adenine dinucleotide binding.
AUGUCCCUUAACCCUCUCUACACCAGCAACGGGAUAACCGUGGACCCAGCGACGCCGGCGCUCACAGCGCGCCCGCUCCGCGUCGUCUGCAUCGGAGCGGGGUUCUCUGGCCUAACACUGGCUUACAAGUUGCAACACGAAUAUCGCCUCCCAUAUGUGGAUUUCAACAUCUACGAAAAGGACAAUGUUGUCGGCGGCGUCUGGAAUACCAAUGUCUACCCCGGCGUCGGCUGUGAUCUACCUGCGCACACAUACGUCUUCCCCUUUGCGCCAAAUCCCUCUUGGUCGAAGUUCUACGUUGGGGGCGGGGAAAUAAAGCAGUAUAUCCUCGACACGGUGUCAAAGUAUGAUCUAGACAAGAAUGUUAUUUUCGGCACUGAGCUUCUGCGUUCAACCUGGGAUGAGGAGAAGGGGAAAUGGCUGCUUCAACUGCAACGGGAUGGAAAAGAGAUCACCGAUGAAGCUGAUAUCCUGUUCAACGGUUCUGGGCUUCUGCAUCGCUGGAAGAUGCCUGACAUUCCCGGUGUCGAGACCUUCGGCGGCAAGAUAAUGCACACAGCUAAUUGGGAUUCCGGAUAUGACUGGGCCGGAAAGAAGAUCGCUGUUAUCGGGAAUGGAUCUUCAGGGUUGCAGGUAGUGCCGGGUUUGCAGAAGACAGCAGGCAGGAUCGUGAACUAUGUCCGGCGGCCGACGUGGGUUUCGUGUAAUAUCUGUCCAGAUGUCACGAAGGAUGGAAAGGGAAGUAAUUUUGAUUUUACCCCGGAAGAAAUCGAAAAGUUUAAGCACAAUCCCGAGGCAUUUUUGGAGUAUAGGAUGAAGGUUGAGCAUUCACUAAAUGAUGUCUAUCGCCUGAUGCUAUCCAACUCCCCAGGAAACAAAAUGCUCUUUGAGGCCGUGAGCGGAUUAAUGGCAGAACGCCUAAAUCACAACCAAGACCUUCUAUCCAAGCUGGUUCCCAAAUAUGCGAUCGGGUGUCGACGAAUUAGUCCCGGUGAUGGGUACCUAGAGGCCAUGCAGGAACCCAACGCAGAAUGGUGUUUCGACCCCAUUGAGCGAAUGUCGGAAAAGGGCAUCGUUACCGCAGAGGGUGAAAAAGAAUUCGAUCUCAUCGUCUGCGCAACUGGCUUCAACACCUCUUUUAUCCCGGGCUGGGAGCUUAUCGGCAAAGGUGGGCGACGACUCGAUGAGGAGUGGAAGAGGACGCCUAAGGCGUAUUUCUCGAUGUGUGCGGCUGGUAUGCCAAAUUUCUUUAUUUUUGCCGGUCCGAAUGCGCCGGUUGGACAUGGGAGUGUGCCAACGAUGAUUGGGUGGGUUUGUGAUUAUGCGAUUCAGUGGAUGGAGAAGAUUGCGACGGAGGAUAUCAAAUCUGCUGUGGUGAAGGACUCCGUGGUCCGCGACUUCAAUCGUCGUGCGCAGGUGAUGCUGAAACGCACUGUUUGGAGUUCGGGUUGCAGGGCGUGGUAUAACAAUGGGGAGACCGUCACGGGGCUGUACCCUGGCAGCAUGGUUCAUUUCAAGAAACUCACGGACACAAUCCGCGGCGAGGACUUUGAAAUUCAGUACAGAACCUCCGACCCCUUCGCAUUCCUCGGCAACGGCGAACUAGACUGGGAGCGAGAAGUGGGCUCAAAUCUCGCAUACUACUUAAAGUAG